AUGUUGGCGGUGGAGGGAGGGGUACAGGUAAGCGACACGGAAGUACUUCGACGUCCAACGCGUAUCCGAUGUAGAGUAGAAGACCGGGCCGUGAGGAGACGUACAAAGGGAUUUGGUACAAUGGGACCAAAGCCCAAUACACAAGCCAGAGAGAGUCCGAUAGGCGACGAGGACAUCGGCUCGCCGGCUCCGGUCCGAUUUGGUUUCUGGCGCCAGACGGAGCCUGAGGAGGCCACAGCCGGUGGGGAGUUCCUCCUUAUCACCGUCCUCUGGUUCCAAGCAUUCAAUAGCAUCCCAAUUGAGAUCAAAGCAUUCAGAGGACCGGAGCCACCCCAGCCAGAGGGAGAGGUUGGCAAGGCCGGCUAA
Molecule: messenger RNA, 366 nt
Organism: Cylindrotheca closterium
Lineage: Eukaryota; Bacillariophyta; Bacillariophyceae; Bacillariales; Bacillariaceae
Source: the annotation of a GenBank genome assembly